Messenger RNA from Oncorhynchus keta (chum salmon), 3120 nucleotides. Its product is annotated as transportin-2-like. Lineage: Eukaryota; Metazoa; Chordata; Actinopteri; Salmoniformes; Salmonidae. The record is from RefSeq and is a predicted model, not a curated record. Gene Ontology annotation, molecular function: small GTPase binding; nuclear import signal receptor activity. Gene Ontology annotation, biological process: protein import into nucleus. Gene Ontology annotation, cellular component: cytoplasm; nucleus.
AUGCGAGGCCGUAUCGGCCUACUUGCCCAAGAUGGAGGAUGGCAGCCGGAUGAACAGGGUCUGCAGCAGGUACUUCAGCUGCUGAAGGACUCCCAGUCUCCAGACACAGCCACACAGAGAGCUGUGCAGGAAAAACUGGAACAGCUCAACCACUUCCCAGACUUCAACAACUAUCUCAUCUUCGUCCUUACAAGCCUCAAAUCAGAGGAUGAGCCGACGCGUUCUCUAAGUGGUCUCAUAUUGAAGAACAAUGUGAAGGCCCACUACCAGAACUUUCCUCCUCUGGUCGCUGACUUCAUCAAGAGGGAAUGUCUCAACAACAUCGGAGAUCCCUCGCCCCUCAUCAGAGCAACCAUCGGCAUCUUGAUAACAACCAUAGCAUCUAAAGGAGAGCUGCAGACAUGGCCUGAACUCCUCCCUCAACUCUGUAACCUGCUCAACUCUGAAGACUACAAUACCUGCGAGGGUUCUUUCGGAGCACUGCAGAAGAUCUGUGAGGAUUCUUCAGAGCUGUUGGACAGUGAUGCUCUCAACAGACCCCUGAACAUCAUGAUCCCCAAGUUCCUACAGUUCUUUAAACACUGCAGCCCAAAGAUCAGGUCUCAUGCCAUAGCGUGUGUGAAUCAGUUCAUCAGCAGUAGAGCCCAGGCUCUGAUGGAUCACAUCGACACCUUCAUCGAGAGUCUGUUUGCUCUAGCGGGGGAUGAGGACUGUGAGGUGAGGAAGAACGUGUGUAGAGCUCUGGUCAUGCUGCUGGAGGUCCGGAUAGACCGACUCAUACCACACAUGCACAGCAUCAUACAGUACAUGCUCCAGCGAACCCAGGACCCAGAUGAGAAUGUCAGUCUGGAGGCCUGUGAGUUCUGGCUCACCCUGGCUGAGCAGCCCGUCUGCAAGGAGGCCCUGUCUGGGCACCUGGUCCAACUCAUCCCUAUCCUGGUGAAUGGGAUGAAGUACUCUGAGAUAGACAUCAUCCUCCUAAAGGGAGAUGUAGAGGAGGAGGACGACACCGUACCAGACAGUGAGCAGGACAUCAAGCCUCGCUUCCACAAGUCACGCACCGUCACCCUGCAACACGAGGGAGGAGAGGGGGAGGAGGGGGAGGACCACGACGAUGACGAUGACGACGAUGACACGCUCUCCGACUGGAACCUGCGGAAGUGUUCAGCGGCAGCGUUAGACGUGUUGGCUAACGUGUUUCGUGAUGAGCUCCUCCCCCACCUGCUGCCCCUGCUGAAGGGCCUGUUGUUCCACCCAGACUGGGUCGUCAAGGAGUCUGGAAUACUGGUGCUGGGGGCUAUCGCUGAGGGUUGUAUGCAGGGCAUGGUUCCCUACCUACCAGAGUUGAUGCCUCACCUCAUUCAGUGUCUCUGUGAUAAGAAGGCCCUGGUGCGCUCCAUCGCCUGCUGGACCCUGUCCCGCUACGCCCACUGGGUGGUCAGCCAGCCCCCCGACUCCCACCUCAAACCCCUCAUGACUGAACUCCUCAAGAGGAUCCUGGACGGGAACAAGAGGGUUCAGGAGGCCGCCUGCAGUGCGUUUGCGACCCUAGAGGAGGAGGCCUGUACAGAGCUGGUUCCCUAUCUGAGCUUCAUUCUGGAUACUCUGGUCUUCGCCUUUGGAAAAUACCAGCACAAGAACCUGCUCAUACUGUACGACGCUAUAGGAACACUGGCCGACUCCGUAGGACAUCACCUCAACCAACCGGAGUACAUAGAGAAGCUGAUGCCUCCUCUCAUCGCCAAGUGGAAUGAGCUGAAGGAUGAAGAUAAGGACCUGUUUCCUCUGUUAGAGUGUCUGUCCUCUGUAGCUACAGCCCUCCAGAGUGGCUUCCUGCCCUACUGUGAACCAGUCUACCAGCGCUGUGUUACACUGGUGCAGAAAACACUGGCUCAGGCUAUGAUGUACAGCCAACAGCCGGACCAGUACGAAGCCCCUGAUAAGGACUUUAUGAUCGUGGCCCUGGACCUCCUCAGUGGUCUGGCUGAGGGCCUGGGGGACGUUGAUCAGCUGGUGUCCCGGAGCAACAUCAUGACACUACUGUUUCAGUGCAUGCAGGACACCAUGCCAGAGGUGAGACAGAGCUCCUUCGCCCUGCUGGGUGAUCUGACCAAGGCCUGCUUCCCUCACGUCAAACCCUGCAUCGCUGAGUUCAUGCCAAUUCUAGGGACCAACCUGAACCCAGAGUUCAUCUCUGUGUGUAACAAUGCUACCUGGGCCAUUGGAGAAAUCUGCAUGCAGAUGGGUGUAGAGAUGCAGCCCUAUGUGUCUCUGGUUCUGAACCAGCUGGUAGAGAUAAUCAACAGACCCAACACACCCAAGACCCUGCUGGAAAACACUGCCAUUACGAUUGGUCGCCUGGGCUACGUGUGUCCUCAGGAGGUGGCUCCGAUGCUCCAGCAGUUCAUCAGACCGUGGUGUACGUCCCUACGGAACAUCCGUGACAACGAGGAGAAAGACUCUGCCUUCAGAGGGAUCUGCAUGAUGAUUGGCGUAAACCCUGGGGGAGUGGUCCAGGACUUCAUCUUCUUCUGUGAUGCCGUGGCGUCCUGGGUCAGCCCUAAAGACGACCUGAGAGACAUGUUCUACAAGAUCCUCCAUGGUUUUAAGGACCAGGUAGGAGAGGAGAACUGGCAGCAGUUCUCAGAACAGUUUCCCCCCCAGCUGAAGGAGAGACUGUCUGCCUGCUACGGCGUGUAGAAACCCCCCCUAACCUAACAUCAGGUGAGCCAGUAGUAGAGGAGGAAGGUGAAAAGGAAUCUCAUCCAUCUGUGUUAAUGCCCUGAACUGAUCUGGGGGGAGGGGAGAGGGACCCAUCACGCCAUUGGCCGCUCCCCCUGACAGACGGCCCCCACGCCCUAUGUAUUUCUCCAUAGCGGGAGGGUGGGCGGGACUUGGGGAGGGACAGGGGGACACCUCUAGAUUAAAGAUUAAGGGGACCCAACCAACACAGAGAAACCAACUAAGGUAGGGACAGAUAGAGGGGGCUACCUACAUUCAGAAGGAAAAGGUUCCAACGCAGAAACAGGUAGGGACAGAUAGAGAAUGAAGAGUGAGGGAAAGAGGGGUAGGUAGAGGCCAGCUAGACUACAGUAGAGGGGGUAGGUAGGGGCCAGCUAG